Messenger RNA from Porites lobata, 29670 nucleotides. NCBI's taxonomy places the organism in Eukaryota, Metazoa, Cnidaria, Anthozoa, Scleractinia, Poritidae. The record is from the annotation of a GenBank genome assembly.
AAUUCCCUUCAUGGGUAAGGGUAAUCGUCCAUAGUUUGGGGCGACCCCGGCAUGAGGGUCAUCUUUCUGCUCCUGUGAGUAUAAGACGCAUAAAACGUAUUAUUUUUGCUUUUAUCUUUUACUUUUUAAUGGUCGAUUUUGUUAGUAAUCCUUUCGUUGUGUUUUAGGUAAAAAUUUCUUUUGCCCGUACGUACCUUAAUGCACUAUUCUUUUUUAGUUAGUUAUGUAAUACUGUUCUUUCAGACUGUGCAAGUGCCAAAGAAUAUUUAGAUAUUUUAGCUUACGUUGUUAGAAACACAGCGGCGUUUUUAAGACUGAACAGGUCAAGUUCAACGGCUUUUUGUCUGUCAGAAAUCACUAUCCAAAGGUAUCAUUUGGUGAUCAAACUCUGCUAGAUCGUUUGAUAUGUUUGGAGUUGACCAAGUGAUCUUUGAAAAUUGUUCAAUGGCUGUGAUCACUUUGAGGAAGGACUAGCUAUUAUUUCGACUCGAAAUGGGGGAGAGCUUGGGUAGAAAGUCUUGAACAAUCGUGGAUCCAAUAGCUUGUCUGUCUCCGCGUUAGACUGGAAGGCGUUUCUAAAAGUUUGCUCACUCGACGCCCAAAUAAAAACGGAUAUUUCAGGUUUUAAAGUGGUCGCGUGACCGUUUUAAAAGAGUGUCGUUUUUGGUCAAGGUGUUAAAAGUGUAGCAAUAAAAAUAGUAAUAUAUCAGAAAUAAUACGAAAGAAAAAAAAAAGCGAUAAAGAAAAAGUGAAAUGCGAUCAAUUUCGGAUAAGUUUUAGAAUAGUGAACGAGUCUUUACGAAAUUUGCGUACGAAUAAUUUUGGAUUUUAUUUCUUUCGGAUUCACUUUUUCUCUCACAUGUAGCUUAAUGGAGGGUUACACGAUUGACGGAAAUUCAAGUCGGUAAUCCCUUUUUGCAUUUGGUUCUUAAAUAGAAUAUGAAUAAAACAAGUUUUAAACUAACCUUCUUGGCACAAAUUCUAUAUCGUUCAAUUUUAUAAAGAAUUUACUCUUGACUUUUGUUAGGCCUUAGGUCUUUACUGGUGUUUUUUGUAUAUGGCCAGUUGUUUUAAUAACAAAUUCCUUUUAAUGGCCAUUGUAUGCUGUUUAACGGUUUCAAAAGUCAAUCAAAGAAGAAAUGAAAGUCUCUCCGGGUUUAUUCGUCACUUAGGAGAAGUUCUAAUGAUUUAACAAGUCUUUAGUGACCUCUUUAUAUGUUUAUACUUUUGAAGGAGUUCAGUUAAAACACAUGCUACUUUUCUAUUGGCCCUAGCGCCAUAUUUCAUAUACAUUUGUUUUACUUUGUAUGAGUAAAACAUGCUUGUUAUCAUAAAAGAAUACAUAGUGGUUUGAGAAGCAGAUAUAGAACAUUACUAUAAUACUCCUGACUUAGGGCAAUAUUUAUUUUUUCCUGGGCAUUUUCGAAAUUAAUCGUGUUCGAGUCAAGAGGGGCUUUUAAUGGACAAGGUCGGAAUAAUUGAGAACGCCAAGUGAUAACGAAAUUUAAAAAGGGGACGGUUGAUUUGCAAUGAAGUAUAAACUUAACGCUGGUACCCUAACUUACAUAUCAACAAGACAGCCGGUGGUUAGUCGUCGUAAGAUUUCUCAAUAGCUGGCGGGUGAGACAAUCCAUAGAGAUGCUGUAGACAAUAGAUUACUUGUAACCGACGCAUAAUUAUUUACCAUACAUCUACAAUCGUAUAGGGCCACUGAUUGAUUUCCAUCAACAUUAUAUUACUAAUUUUGUUGAUUGAAAUCUUGCUUUCGUUCAAUUACGUCUUCUUAUGUCUUGAAGUGUUAAAUUCGUUUUAUAAAUGGUUCCAACGUUCACUGAUUUCUAGAUCAUUUGAAAUGUUGUAAGAAAGAACAGGAACUGUGCAACUGCAGAGUUCAACAAAUUGACUGUUUAGCCCUAACUAAUGCGACUUUCUUUUGACGACAAGGCAGGGACCUUGAUCAAAUAGUUGAACAAAAUUCGGAAUAUGCCGGGUUGGUCUGGAGGGAGUGAUCCCUCGGGGAAAAAUGUCUUCCUCUAAAUUAUCGAUCAUGAAUUAGUACAAACAUUGCGCAACCUUUUCCGCCACUCGACAUACAUGGGCGGGUUCCUUACGCGGAUAGAAACAUUUUGCUAUACUAGUGAUUGCUUAGGUGAUGUCCAUUGGUUUCGAUAAUUGGCGAACAUUCCUCCGACCCUCUAUGUGUGAACAGUGACGCAACCACCCGUAAGUGCCAGUCUCUUGCUUGCCAAGUGUUCAUUCUCCUGCAAGCUUAUUGCUUUCUCUUCGUUUUCAAGGAAACGCACCUAUUUACACUAGCCUGUUUGUAUUAUCUCUUUGUUUUCUAAACGUGUAUCGUUUUAUUCUAGAGUUAAGGCCGGGAAAGUACAUCUUUUCUUUCCUUUUUGUGUGUAACUCUAGACCAAGUUAUGCCUUGAUUAAUUUUCAAUUUUAUUUUCAAAUCUGUGGAUGAAAUCCUAUUUAAAGGUAAAGGUCCUUAUUUUGACUGACAAAACUGAGCCUCAUCCCUACCCCCUCUUCAUCAGAACUCCGUUUAACGAAUAUACCGAUAUAAAACGAUUUAGAGCUACACGGAAAGAAUAGAUAUCGAAACAACGAUUUGAGGUUACAUUUGGAACCGAACUCGGAACCUCCGGCACAGAAGUCUGCGCGCUAACCGGCUGUGCGGAUCCUUUGUUAGGAUUAUACAAAAAUAAAUCUGCAUUUUUUGUGAGAAUUUUUACUUUGCCCAUUUUAUUGAAAGGGUUGAUUAGUUGUGUUCCGGGGGGGGGGGUACUCCCAGGAAUGCUUGGUGGGGCUGUGCCGCUCGGUCUCCAAAUCCUGACCCUCUUUCAGACCGAAAAAUGUCAUUUUUCACAACCGUUUUUAAAUCCAUACCCGUUUUCAGACCUGCCUCUGAGAAAUUAUGUCAUCAUAGCUUAGAUUGACCGCCAACAAACAAGAUUUCUUAAAAUCCAUUUCGAAUCACAAUGACAUAUUUCUCUUUCUUUCUUAUUCAUUUGAAAUUGAAACGAAAGAUACGUUCAUACAUUCCCGUAAUUUCCUCGAAAACCAUACCCGAUUCCAGAUCAAAAUAGGCAAAGUCUACACCCGUUUUCAGACCAAAACGGCGCAAAAACCCUACCCUUUGUGGAGGCACAUACCUAUGCGGCUUAUAUAAGAGAGUACACGCCCCGGGGUUGUGUUCCAAGUGAUAAUGUUAUAUUUCAAUGUUUCAGGUAUGGAGUUGUUAUUGUCACGAGUGAUAUUCGCUCAUCGCAUCAUUCCGAUGAGGAAAAAUCUGACUUAGCAAGUCAACAGACAGUUCGUGUUAAAAGAACUUUACCAAAAGACGCUGCUGAACAACAUGGACCAACCAUCAAGAAUGCAGUGCAACAAAACAAAGGUGAGCCGGCGAUUGACAUAAAAAUCUAUCAUCCUCUAUCCCCUCUGCUAGUCUGGAGCAGUUCUCGGCCCCAGUGCCGGUCGUUUCUUUUGGCUCCAAUGCUGUGCUUUGCGUAGCAACCCGGAGAUUAGGACUGCGGGCUCCUCUAAUCGCCCGCAACAACAGUUAAGGAAUUGUACGUAUAUCAGUCACCAAAGUGUUUCUGUUGAUUUGAAUUUGUUUUCAGAUUCAGUAACAAAGGACCUUUCCACAGUGACAAACACCACCAAUGCUGAUGCAGGUAAUCUUUGAACCUCCACCGAGAUUUUAUUAAAGUUGGUGGAGGUUUUGAACAGCCAGACUUGAGGAACAUAGAAUCUAAAUAAUUUUUCAUAACAGUGCAAGUAGGUUUCUCUCUUAAGGGAACACCUGUGGGGAACGGGAUAGGGAGGGGGGGGAGGGUAGGUAAUCGUCUGCACCCAGGCUAGGUGCUGGGUUGCUACUACAAAAUUGUUUAAGGGAAGUAGCAAGAAAAGAAAGAAAGACGUAAAUGUUUUUGCGCCUAGCAUGAUCUUUUGUGCAGUCGUUUUGUGUCGUCACUCGCUCCUAGCAGCGUUGUGUGAGAAAACAGAGUACGGCGGCGUACUACAAAGAGAUAGAAGACUACAAAUAGCGAAACAAAGAGACAUUUUCAAUAACUGUGAAUUAUGCAAAGGAAGUAGAGCAUUGGAUAGCGUUCCGUAACUUUUUUUGCUCGGUCAGAUGUUUUUAUCGUUCAACCAGCGCCCCUGUUUUUUAUUUUAUUUUAUAAUUUUCUUGACGGUGUCGCCAGCGGGGGACCUCCCCGUUGUCCCUCCGCUGGACACGGGUAACGCCGCAUUUGGGAACGAGCCUGUGUGUGCGGCAUAAUGACUGUUUUUUAUACUGCGAAUGAGCAGAGCAUGUUCUGUGGGUCUUUCACGGGUGACACAAUCAGUCUCUAGGCUAAUCUAAGUUUGGGAGAGAGUAAUUAGAUUGAUAAUUCUGCUUGAUUUCAGUGGACUAAACUGAAAGUAAAAACUACUUAAUGUGUGUUAUUUUUUCUUUAGCUUCCAGCAAGCGAUUUAAAAUCAGCACCCGCUAUGGAAAUAUUCGUAUUACCGGUAAGAAUACCAGUAAAGGCCAGGUUGGAUGCCGAUGCUUAUUUUUGUCGUUUUAGGGUAGCACCGUUUGCGAACUGAACUUAAAUAAACUUUAUGCAUUACUGAAAAAUUUGCUUUUAAACUCUCUUUAUUUUUCCAUCUUUCAGGAGUCGGGCGGAGACCUCGUUUAGGCCAUAUCUGCUUCGGCAAAAGUAAGUUUAUUUCAAUCUGUGUUAGAACACCCUAGUUGAAUCCAAGUUAGUGAUCGUACAAGCGCUUAAAUUGUAAGAUGUUUUCUUUCAUUUCUGCCGGAUAUGUGUGCUCCCAGAAGUUUGCGCUGUAGACAUAUUUGUAGCGAAAUGAAGUUGUACACUGUUAUUGGACAUUUAUCUUAUAUUCUUUUUGUUGUACCUUCCUACAGAUUGGCGAAAGCACGUCAACUUGGUUAACGUGUGCAUAACCAUCCGCGGUGAGUAGGAUAGGAACUUGAAUUAAUUAGCAUUUUCUGUCGACAAUAAACAACACCUCCCCCACCCCCUCAACAAAAAAAUAAAAAUAACUAGUAAGGACUGAGAAGUAAAAAUAAUAAAAUCAUACAGAUCAGACCUUUUAGAGCAGCUUCCCCACCCCUCCCUACCCCUAGUCUCCUUUCAGACCUUAGAGUGCCCUGGGAACCAGAGACUUUGAAUUCACCAUUUUCAUCGAGACUAUAAUGCACCUUGUUUACCCCCCAAAAUUUUACAUAACCAUUGUUUGUAAUUUCUCCUGGGUAUCACAGUCGUUUCAAGAGAAAUUGAAGAGAGUGGUUAUGUAAAAUUUUGGGGGGAUAAACAAGGCGAAUUAUGGUCUCGGUGAAAAUGGUCAGUGCGCGGUUUCCGAUUUAAGUGAAAUCUUAAUAGUGACCCGCAGCUUCGCUGCUCGUAGUUUCGGCCUUCGGUAGAAGAUCGACCGACACUGAAGCAUCCUGCCGUACGCGAGAAAGAAACCCUCAGGUACCCGGGGUAUAGACUAGACACUUUAGGUUGGCUUGAGAAAAACAGACAAGCGAAAAAAAAACACAAAACAAAACAACAACAACAAAAAACAGUUCCCCAUCCUAUCCCCAGUCUCCUUUCUGUCAUGAGAUAAACCCUCAUCAAUCCUUUUUUAAAAUUUACAGCCCGGAGGAGAAGAAGACUGCGAAGGUUGAGAGGUAAAUAAGAUUUGCGAGAACUUCUAUUUAAUGACUAGUAAAUGUUUCAUGUGACUUGCCUUGCGUAUCACUUAUUGGCCAAGACAAAACAGUCCAACGUUUUUCUAAAGCUAUCGUUAAUACUUCUGGCAGUAUGCUCAAUUGAUUGCUCUUUUGGUAUAUCUUUAACGAGCUGUUUAGCAAAAAGUAGCACUGCACCAAGAACGAUGUCCAUAUUAGAUCUUCAUAUAGCUUACGCAGGUCGCUUGUAUGAUUUAUUUGGACUGGCCUAAUUUAAAAAAUGUCGACUUUUAGCCAUCCUUUUAUCAGUCGAGGUGGCAAGCUGAACGGGCUGACUCAGGAGACUGAAGAGAGCGGACAAGCUCAGUAGGAAAGAAGCUUCGAAUGCUUUCUCUUUGGCUUGCAGGCCGGACCGUACUUAAUCGCUUUCUCCCUAAAUUUCCAGUUCUUACUUCAGCGGAUCUGUUACGCCAGUUCCAGUAAGUUCCAAUAAUAACGGACAACCGUCUCUCUGUUGACUGACGCGACGCGAGUCUUUCAAAAUGAAACGCGGAUAUUGUCUGUGAAUUAACUGUUUAUUAUUAUUAUUACCUUAACAGGCUUGCGCCGUCGAAGAGUCUAUUUCAAAGGCCGUUACCGCAAGCUACGACGUUGGAAGCGACGAUGGCGCGUGUUUUACCGUAAACGCUGGUGUCGUGUCCGUCGAACUGGGCGCUAUCAGAUCUACGUAAUAAACCACUGGAGCUAUUUGCGGCGAAUUCGCGGUCGGUGGUACGUCUAUCAUGCAAGGAGAUGGCGUCGAGUUAUAAAUCUGAGAAGACAUUGGUACUUGAGAUUUAAACGCAAGUUGUAUCGCCUGAGAAGAUCAUACAAGACUUGGCGAAUACGUUUCUACCGCAAAUGGCGGAGACUCAAGCGGCUCGGGAAACGGUAUUUCAUUUUAGUGGGAAAACGUUGGGUUAAAAUCAGGUCCCGUUUUACUUGGCGCAUAUCAUACAGAGGUCGAUCAGUCACCGUUAAGAGGCGAAGAAAUCGGUUUAAGCUCAGGUGGCGAGGCCGAUGGCUAAGAUGGCGCCGAGGAUAUAAACGUAAGUGACUUAUUUCGCACUUAUUUUUUCGCCCCAUGUAAGGGAAUGCGGAUUACGGAAUCCCUAAAACUCUUGCUUGUGGAACCCGGAAUACAGCGUAGGAAUCUGAAAUCUGACUAAGGAUUGCAAUCCGGGAUCCAAGUUUCUCUGACAAAUUAUCCGGAAUCCAGCAACUGGAACUUCCGAAAUCCACUGCGUGGAGUCCAGAAUUUAAGACUGUCUUGGAUUCCCUUAAAUUGUGGCGAAACUUCACAUUUUCAAUAUCACUUACUGUUUACACGAGAUUUUAAGAUAUCAUAUCGUCUAAUGUACCAGAACAGAAGGUUUCAGAAACAAUGAAAUGAAAUGGGUAAAGACGUGAAGGUAAUGAGGAAUUAUGAGAAACCAGAAGUGGUUGUUAUAAGGAGUUCACCUCGGAUGAUCCUUUGAAAAAGUAAACUCAACACGUUGUCAACAUUUUUUGUAGGUAGACCAAGGUCGUCGUCGUCGUGGCCGACGUAUGCGCAAAAGAAAGGGCAGAAGACGUAUGUAUCAUUCAUACUAUAAAUACUUAUCUUUGCUGCUGAAAUCUCUUUAUGCGAAGCAGGCCUACAAGCCUUAAGCCACUCCCUGUCCUUGGUACCCCCGUGCUUAGCCCCUGAUGCAACUUUUCCCACGCUUAGCACCGGAUGCAAAUUUUCCCGCUCUCGGCGAAGGAUGCAGCUUUUUUCAGUCUUAGCGACAGAUGUAGUCAUUACUGCGCUUGGCGACGGAUGUAAAUUUUCGUGCGCUAGACACUGGAUGCUACUUUUCCCGCGCUGGGCACUGAAUGCAACUCUUCUUGCACUAGGCACUGGAUGCAAAUUCUCCAGCGCUUGGCGACAAGUUUUCCUUGUCUUUGAACCGGUGUGCGUAUGGUUUCAGUUGCUCUUGUUUUUUUUUUCCAUUUUUUGUAAUAAGGUUGGCGAAGACGAAGAUACCGACGCCGACGAUAUCGAAAGAAAAGAAGGCGAAUUAGGCGAAGGCAACGAAGAAGGAGACGGCGAAAGAGGAGAAGACAGAGACGUAAGAAUAUAUUAUAAAAUCACCGAUUUCUUUACAUUUCCCGUUUAUACGGAGAAAAGUUGUCCCUUGUAGAAAGGUCACUCGCCUACCUGAGCUACCCUGGGAAACUGAGCCAACAUAUAAUAAAUUCUCUUACGAAACAUAGCGAGCCGUUUACAAACGAAACGUUGGCUCGGCUAGCGGGUCACCCUUUCUUGAUGGCAGGUUUUCCCUACUAUCCGGGACCGUUUUUCUCCAUAAAAACACUUUGGCUCGCCCAGACGGGUCAACUUGGUCUAGGCGAGACAAUAGAGAACUUUAGAUUCUAAGACGAGGACGACUACGACGACGAGAUUUUCUCAAUACUAAGUAGUGCUCGCUCCUGAACCGACGUCAUUUUGGCGGGGAAAACGUGACAGCCUUUAGCGAAAAUGUCGUAGUGGCGAAAACAGGUUAUCAAAUGUUAGAACUUUUAUCAUUUAGCGAUAUGGAGUGGGCUUAACCUUCUUAUUAAUUUUGGGGGUGAGCACAAUGAAACUUUCCGGAGUGUCUUAUUUUUAGAGAAUACGCGAAAAAACCUAAAGCUAAAUGUCGUCCUCGUCCUCGUCCGCGAAACUGAAGUUCUCUAUUAAUAAAAGCUUGUGCGAGCGUUGGUUUAGACAAUCGGAACAUUCUUGAGCGCUGUUGGCUCGGGCAAUUUAAAGGGGUCAAUCUUUCUCAGGACAACUUUUCUUCGUAUAAACAGGGCCUUACGAUCUGAAUUAACUUGGUCAGAUUUUUAUAGGUAAAAAUAAAGUGGCAACACAUGCAAAGUAUCGUUUCUUUGUCGGUGAACUGCCUUGAGAAUUAAUCAGACGGUUAUAGCUGAAGAAAUCCUCUUUUAGUUUGUUGCUAUUCUUAUAUUACUCUCAUAAAAAGAUGACCCUGGCUGAAAUACUGCUCUCAGUCUUUUACUAUCUGAGCGUCCUCUCUCAAGUAUUCAGUGUCCCUCAAGUCACAAAAACAAUUAACACUGGCCAUUUUAAUGCUGAAACGGGAAAUUCGACUUGAGACGUUAAAGUGGACUUGUUUAAAAACGUUAAAAGUAGACGAUAGCUUUGUAAAAACAAAGUUUUCUGUUGAAAAAAAAAAAAAAAAUUACAACACUGACCCUUCCCAGUCAUUUUCCGUUGUCGUCGUCUGGACGACUGGACGCAUUAAAAACAGGGCCCAGUUCGAAAGAUGGGUUUAUCCUCAGGAUUAAGCCAAAUUUAAACGGUUUUCCAGUCUGUUACAAGUGAGGUUCAAAAAACUGUUGACCUGUUUAGUUAACAGUAAUGAUAACACAAAAUGUACCCUAAGCAAUGCAUGUGAAUGUAAAAUACAAAAACGGAACAAAAUUUGAUUCCUGGAUUAACGCUAAUAGACCUUUCAGGAACCGGGCCCUGCAGAAGACGAUAAUGUCGAUAGACGUUAAAUGCUCUGUCUUUUGUACCGUAUUUAUACUAGACUUAAGACGCUCAAUGCUCUCUGAAAUCACACUAUCCUCCAGCUCAAUUUAUAUUUUUUGUCCCUUGUCUGCAUUGACCCAAAAAUGGCAUGGCUUGAAGCAUAGAGACGCUCAUGUGCUUUGGAAUUUUAUCAUAAUAUUUGCAUGACUUUCUAGGUCGACGACGACGCCGAAGGCGACGACGUCGAAGAAGACGAAGAAGGAGAAGACAAAGACGUAGGUUUUGUUUUAUUAAUAUUAAUUUGCUGAAGUUUUUACAUGAUGUUUGCGUACACUAUUAGUUAUUUUUUUAGUCAUUAACAGCUAUGUUAAUAGCGGAUGCGAUCUUAAAAAGUCGAACUCUAGUUUCCACUUCUCCCCCAUGGUUAGAUAAAUCUGACAAUAGCAUAAUACGUUUUUCUAUUUGUUCAUGAACGGAGUCGAAAAAGAUCUCUAGUUUUCCUAACUCCUGUUUGCUUUUUUUUUUAACUGGCUUGUAUCCGAAAAAAAAAAAUUCAAAUGUUUCUAAUACGAUGACGCAAUACGGACAGUUCAGGGGUUUCCUCAUCUCAUAGUUGUCAGUUCAUUUAGCAGUCGAAUUUGAUGUCUGGCAACUUAUUAACUAAACUAAUUAUAACCAAAAGUUACGGAGUGCGGGCGACAACGAUCGAAGGUCAAAACGCUUUUGCUCCAUCGCUGAGGUUUGCGUAAGUUUCACGUGACAGAUAGUCAAAACAGGCGUGAUCACAUUAUGAGCGAUAGAAGGUCCAAACGCGCGUGAUCAAAUUGCAUUCUGUGCAUUCCAUUCAUUCUUAGUGGAAGUCCAAACGAAUGUUGGCUACAUACAUGCACGCAUGCGUAAUAUCAUCCUGGAGAUUAGGAUUGCGGGCCCCUCUUGUCGCCCGCAAUAAUAUAGUCUUCAGGGUUCGUCGGUAUAGAGGAGGGUUCGGUAAGGAGUGUUUGAACUGUAAGCUUAUUUCACAAUCGCCUCUUUCAGGAUAUAUAUUGAUAACUGUUCGCAGUGAAGGCUUUGAAGACCGGAGAUACGGCAGGAUGUUGGCAGGUCGCGCCCGGGCCUAUAUUAAGGUUAACGGAAGGGAAUAUUCUCGUAAGCGUCGAGGUUUCGACGUUGUGAUUGUCAAUCGCAGGACAGGUGAGAUUAUACUCUUAUUUGUUUGCCAAACUAUUGACUUGGAAGUGAUCUGUAUUCGUAAUGUCAUUAGAGACCUUUUGUAGAUUCUAAGUCGAGGACGACCACGAGCACGACAUUUUCUGAAUACUUCGUGGUGCUCGUGUAUGAACCAGCGUCAUUUAGGCGGGAAAACGUCAUAGUUGUCGUCAGUCAGACUACUAGUUAUUAGACACCUUUAGAUUCUAAGACGAGUACGACAAGGAGUACGAUUUUUUCUCAAUACUAACUAAGUAGUGCUCGCGCGUGAACCAGCGUCAUUUUGGUGGGAAAACGUGGUAGCUGUCGUCAUUCUUCUUAGAGUUUUAGCGAGAACGUAUUGGCGGCGGAAACAAGUCACAGUCAAAUGAUAGAAGUUUUAGCAUUUUGCGAUCGGAAGAUGGCUUUUAAAACCUCCUCAAUAAAGAUAAAAAUGCGAACUGUUCCAGGGACCGCGGAGACCAUUUUAAAGUGGUGGGGCUAAAAAAUCUGGCCAGUACAAAGAAGCAUUAAGUUCAGUGUUUCGCCAUUUAUCUUGCAUUUGCGCGCCAUCUUAUUUACAACCUCAGCAAAUAUAACAUAAACGUCGUCACUUGUUAUAGUGUCCAGUAUAGCCAAUAUGUUAAAUAAACCUUCCUAAGAUUGCUACUUUUUGAAGUUGUCCGCAAUGCUGAAGUUUCUGUUGAGGUUUUCAUUGCGGGAAGCAAACUCCUGUGCGACGUCAGCUAUAGAGACACUGUCUGUUCUCCGCUUGUGACCAUUCCGGCAACACUGCUAAGUUGCUAAACCUUUCGUCACGCAUCUUGGAUCAAAGCGACGUCUUCAGACGCCGUGCAGAUGAGAGUGAACGCUCGCCAGCAGCACUGGUAACAGGAUUUACAGCAAGCAGCUUACAGAUAGUUUGGACUUCCUGAAUUAGCCUCUUUUCUGGUUCUGGAAACUUUAACACCGCCAACAGGAUUUCGUUAAAACAUGAUAUCUUCUCCUCCUUUAACAUAACUUCCAAAAUACUUAGUUGCUCAGGUAGCGCCCCUGUAUCAACAUCUUCGCUGUAUGACUCAUCACGAACCUGAACUCUGCCUCGUCGUCACCAAUAUGAGCUUUAACCAAGAGGGUCUCCAUCUGGGCGUAGGAACUGAAGCUUUCCUGAUUAACGCGGUGAUAUAUAGCCCGACGAUAAGAUGAAUACCCUCAUAAUAGACCCCUCUAAAGUGAUCUUUGGCAGUUUGGGGAUAGCUUGGUGCACCAGCACCAACCUCCAGUCUGACCAAAGUGCGUCGUUUUCUUGGAAGCGUUGGUUCGCUAAGCAGGCCUUCACUCUUGCAGGCAACAUCAGCAUAGAAAUGGGCCAAGCUUUCAUCAGUGCGAAAUUUUGUCAGCGACUUCUUUGUUAGUUUUGGCAGGCGUUGUCCAAUGACAGCAGCCAUCUUAGUACCCUGAAAAUCCUUAGAUAGAUUAUCGGUGUGGGAAUAAAGGUGCUCUCCAAGAUGAAAAGCAAAGAAAAAGUCAAAUCGCUCCUUCCAUUUUGGGCCUUACAUCUUAUUAUCCUUGCAAGCAAAUCGGGUUGUAAUCGUUCGGACAUACAAACACCCAACUCUUCCAUAGGGCAAAGUCCAAUAAUUCCACGGGAAUUUUUUCUAUGUCAACUGGAGCCCUAGAAAAUAAAUCCCAGCAAUAAAAGUGGUAGGGAUAUAGCCCUACCAGCCCCUCCCCCUCCGCGGUCCCUGUUUUCUUAGUGAAGAAAUACGUACAAUGAAACUUUUCGGGGCGUCUAUUUUUUGAGAAUACGCGAAAAACCUUUUAAUCAAAUCUCGUAGUCGUUCUCCUUCGCGAAUCUAAAGGUCUAAAGGAUUCCAAAUUGGAGAGGGCGUGGGGUCGACGGGGGCUAGCUCUGACCUUUGGGUCAUGGAGCAACUCAUGGUUGACUAGCUCACUUCUGCUGGCGAACGUUCACUAGACAGCGUAAUCUUCGUUAUUUGGAGGGAAAAACCAGUACAAGCGUAAAGCCAGUGAUCAGAAGUGUAGAUUCCUGUAAAAAUGAGAGAACGCGAUACUCUUAUUGCAGAGGGGCGCGGAGCUGAUCAUCUUUUAAUCCUUUACGGCGCAACUCGGUUUACUAUAACAGAUGGAUCCUUUAGGCUCUCUAUCUUUUAAUUUAGUUCGCAAAAGCUACUCGAUAAUUCUGUCCCUAUUAAAGAAAUAUGCUUUUGAGGUAAAUUUUCUGCUUUUUAAAAACACUUCUCAUUUGCUUACGAAUAGGUCGGGUUGAACACUCGCGAUACUUCGAUACCCACGGUUCCUCUUCCCAUGCGCGUAGUUUCUACAAUUUUAUGAGAGGAAUCAGACCCGGGUAAGUACAGUGCGAUGUCUAUAAGGUCCUUAAAACGUGCAACUUGUUUUGCAAAACGAGUUGAAUAGCGAGCUUGCGCGUUUUACCACACACCAGUCAAACCUGCCUUGCAACAAAUCAGGUUGUUAAAGGUUGCGAAAGUUGUUGUGGAAAGUAGAAAGUAGGUCUAAUGUUUAGAACAAAAUCUGUUCAUGUUGCGCGUUUUACCGCCCCAAGGCAAAAUUGUUUUGGUGUCAUAACUCCCUUGUAUGACGUCACUUCCGCGUAAUUUUUAUCCGGUCAGAAGUCAAUAUUCACGCAAAUUGUAUCAACCUGAUUUGUUGCAAGAGCUGCGAAACAAGUUGCACAAUUUUGGUGCCUGUUGCUUUAGACCCUGAGAGUGACUAGGAACCAACUCAAAAUUAUAGCAUAUUAUGGUAGCAUGUAUACUGAAACAAUCAAAACAUGUUAACAAUUCAGAAAACUUUAACUGAUAGAUAAUCUUUGCUGAUUUGCGUCACAGGAAAAUUGUGCUUGUUGCUGUUCAGGACGAGGCUGUUUACAGGGCUAAACGUUACCUCUCAGUUCUCCGACGCUUUGGCGUCAAAAGACGGUACUUAAGAUUUGGCUACAGGGGUAGUUUCGCUUGUGUAGGCUACGUUGGGCGCCGACCCUCUUGGUUCAGGCAGAUAAGCCGUAGACGUAGACGAGGUCCCAGUGUCAUCCGCAUCCGUAUCCCUCGAUAUGGAGGUAGGUAUACUCCCUACAUCAUCUAACUUUCGAUAAAAACUUACUUGAAUGAUCCAGUUUCUAGUUCGUCAUGACGACUGAAUAAUCGCACUGAAGACGUAAAAGUUUAUUUGCGAGUUGUCUCAAGCCCACGUUUUAAAACGAGGGUAAGUGCAUUGCCUUUGAUAUGGAAAAGAGUUUCUGUUCUCAUUCAAAAAAAAUGAAAUAAACAUUUUCAUAGGAAAGGUUUUGAAAGCGUGGGUUUUUGGAACUCGGGUAUUACCUAUUUUACAGGGAUCACCUCCCUCUAAAACGUAUUCACUAAUUACAGCGAGUUAAAAUGUUUAAAACCCAAAUUGUUUUAAACGUCGAAAUUCACAGGUGCCAAAUUUAAUGUAACUGAGCGGGUACAACAGAUUUUCCUCCAUGACUAGCAUUAAAUUUGAGACACGUGAGGUUCGACGUUUCAUGGACACCUACCUGCUCAUAUUUGUGCAAAAUUUUAAUUAGUUCGAAAUUAACCUCGUUUUAAAUUGUCAUUUGAUUUUGUAUUCUAACAAAUAGCACUUAAUCAAGGGAAAUUGUUUAAGUGAGGUACAUUCUUACACCUCUGAUGUAGGUCGACGAAGACGGCGAAGAAGACGAAGAAGGAGAAGGCAAACACGUAGGUUUUCUUGUUUUUAAUUUUAUUAGUUACAAUUUGUGCAUAAAGUUGAAGUAGAAUGUUCAUACAGAAAGUUUCUCUUGUUAAAGGUUAUUGUGGAAUUGGAUGCUACCGCAUGAAGUAAUUUGUGCAUGAGAAGGAUCAUUAGAUACAAUUUUAUUUUGUACGGCUCCUAACACCUGUUCUUCCGAUAAGACGCGUUUUUGCUAAGUCGCGUCUUAAUGUGCCGCUUAUACGGGAUAGUUUGUGUCUUAUUUAGGACUCGUCUAAUGGAAGACGCAUUUUACGAAUACGCGUAUCCACGAAAAACCCUAAAAUAUGGCAAUUUCCAUUCUAAUUUGCACAAUAGUUUUGGUCUUUUUAAAAGUAACUGGUAUUAGGUAGAUACCGGCAAACCUUCGUGAUAUGAACGCCAAAGGAAAAGAGCCAAGUGUCCCCAUUUAAGAGGUCUUAAUUUAUUUUAGUUUAUUAUAAUGGUAAAUGGUUGCAUAAAGUUUGAUAAUCCGUCUCUUUUCAGGAUCGAUAUUGGUAUCUGUUCGCAGUGAAGGCUUUGAAGACCGCAGAUACGGCAGGAUGUUGGCAGGUCGUGCCAGGGCCUAUAUCAAAGUUAACGGACGAGACUAUUCUCGUAAACGUCGAGGUUUCGACAUUGUUGUUGUCAAUCGUAUAACAGGUAACGCCUUGUUUGUUAGCAAAACGUUUCUCGAGAAAAAAAAGUUGAUUGAGAUUGUUGUUUUAGUCGUAAUGUUACCACCGCAACAUAAGGACCAAAUUUGGACAGGAUUAGCGCUGAUGGAUCCCAAAUUACCGGUGGGGUACUUAUCGCAAUUUCAGUUUCUGGGAAACUGCCCACCUACCCCUCCCCUAAGCCACCAUUUUGCCCAAAGUGGGAAGUAAGUGUUAAUGUUAGCUUACGGGAGGGGUAGGUGGGCAGUUUCCCCCACACUUAAAUUGAUCCUACUUAUCCUUUGGCUAUCACCACCUCAUAAUGAACUAGUUCAUUUUUACUGGCAAGCGUUUGCGAGACACCAUAGUGUUCGUUAUAUGGAGGAAAAUCCAGUACAAUCGCAAAGCCAGUGAUCAAGAGUUUAGGACCCCGAAAAGGGAGAGAAAUCUGAUUCUCUCUAUUUCGGAUUGUGCUUGGGACUAAUCCUUGUAUCACGUAAAAUCUCUAGACAUCGCGAUGCGUCGUUUGUUGUAACAGAAGGAUCUUCUGGGCUCUUUCUCUAUUUAUAAGCGAAGCAGUUCUGUGCCACCUUGAUUAGAGAAACUCCUUGUAAGGAGACGUUGCGUUGACAUGGUUCGUACAAUCUUGGAAAGGUCUUGAAUUUUAAUAGUCGUCUUGAAAAAUCCUUGAAUUCGGUUAAGGUCCUUGAAAAGUUCUUGAUUUCUUCAUAAAGUCCUUGAAAUUCACUAUGUGAAAUAAGAUUACUUUACAGAGGAAAAUUUAGCUCAUCCUCGUUAAAUAUUUUUAAACUUGAAUUGACUGCUUUCUUUUAAAAUGUUUUUGUCCCGUUAUAAAUAGGUCAGGUUGAACACAGUCGAUACUUUGAUACCCACGGUUCCACCUACCACGCGCGACGUUUCUACAAUUUCAUCAGAAGAAUCAGACGCGGGUAGGUACUGUGCGAUGUCUCAAACGUUACAAGCUUUCAAAACUCUUUAAAUUGGCUACGUCACACUAUUUGCUCUCUUUUAACAAGCUAAAACUUUUUAUUCGCGUCAGUACAAUUGCACAAAUAAUGGUCCAGUUUUGUUAUUUAAGACUAUAUUUUGGCAUUGAAACUGUUUCCUGUUGUCUGUUACAACGGAUGGCAGGAAUGAAAAUGGAUUGAAACUUGAAAACGUUGGGCCGACGUUUCAAGUUUUAGUGUUAAUUUUAAAGUUAGUUAGUUUUAAAGUUAUAAUGGCUAGUGCUCCCUGGUAAAAUUUGCCUGAUAUCUUCUUCAUAACUCCAGAGAAGCAUUCUGUGUAUGAGUGAAGGCACUAAAUAGUGACUUCAGCACAGAAUUAACCUGAAAUAGCUAUAUUCUCGUGACAUUGCCACUUCAAUUCGAGAGUGUGAUCAGCAUCAAACUUCCUUUAACAUAUAUGCUUUGACAAUGAGAACUGUAAUGAGAAUUGCGGACACCAUCGCUCAUGAUAAUUUAUUGUCAUAUUUAAACAGCUUUUCCUCUCUGGUUGUUUGAGAAUAAAGGAAAACCUGAAUUUUGAAGUAAGGGAUUUUUCUCGCUUCGUGGUGACUCUGUGCAUGUGCCUUGACUUGUAUUGGAUCCGUUCAUAGUCCUUGGUAGUCAUGGCAAUGUCAGAAAAGGAAAUGUUGUAGGACUUUUAAACUUAUUGAAUAUGUAAAACUACGAUGCGAUAGAAUCACAAUUACAACUGAAAACAACGAAUAGAUUCACAUAGACAGUCUACCAAGCCUAUUAUCUUUCUGCAAAUAAGUGGACUUGUGUCCCUCCAGUUUAACUAGACUCGUGUGUCAAUGCGGAACACAAUGGAUGAUGGACGGGAAUAACACCUUCUUCCCUUGCCCUCCUCGUUUCGCUGGCUAGUAAAUACGUGACACUAUCAAGAUGGGUCAAUCAUUUAGAAAUCUACUAAUUGCUUUAUAAUGUUUGCACAACAGACGAAUCGUUCUGGUUGCUGUACAAGACGAGGCCGUUUACAGAGCUAAACGUUACCUCUCUGUUCUUCGUCGAAUUGGGAUCAGUACUCGGUACUUAAGAUUUGGUUACAGGGGAAGUUUCGCUUGUGUGGGCUACGUUGGGCGCCGACCCUCUUGGUUCAGACAGAUAAGUCAUAGCCGUAGACGAGGUCCCAGUGUCAUCCGCAUCCGUAUCCCUCGAUAUGGAGGUAGGUAUACCUCUCUCUUCUACCGUCUCUCGAAUGGUCCUACUAUCAUUUUUUUUUUCUAACAAACUUCUUGUCAUUAUAAUUGUACAACUUUGUAGGUCGACGGCGACGCCGAAGAAGACGAAGAAGAAGUAAGUUUCUUGUUAUUAAUAUUUAUUUGUCGCACUUUAACCUAAGGUUCUAAUAAUUGUAAUAAACAAUCUUGUGCAACCGCUCUAGAAAAUGUAUUUCGCGCGAACAGGGUAUCCACAAAAAAUGCCAAGGAACAGAUGGUCGCAUUCUAGUUAGUUCAAUACAGUUCUUUUGACUGAUUAGUAUUCAGUACGUACAGUCAAACCUUCUUAAUUCGAACUCCAAAGGAAUAGAGCUAAGUGCCCUCAUUAACGACGUGUUAGUUUGUUAUAGAGGUACAAGUUUCAUGUAGUUCGGAAACUUUUUCGCCUUUGACUAAUAGUAGCGAAGGGGCAUUCUACUGGGUUUUUAAUUGCUUGCCUCUUAGUGAAAUUACAGAAUUGUUACGAACUUUUAAGUUAAGAUACCAAAAGUAGACAAGGAAGCGUAAAGAAAUCAUGACUGAGGCUUAUGCAGAAUGGGCCAGUUAUUAACUAAUGUUAACUUGAUUACAGUCUCCAUCUGAGUUGAAUAUAUACAAAUUUCUACGAGAAUUGCUGUAAGCGAACACGCUGGCAAGGGACUGUGAUCUCUUUUCUUUUUCAUUUGUUAUUUUCAGGAGGUCGAAGAGGACGUGGUCGUCGACCGAAACGAGGUUAAUAUUUCUAACUAUUUUUAAGCCACGCAAUCAGCUUUGAAAUCUUAUUUUCCAUUGAAUAUUCCAGCCAAGUGCAGAUUCAAGGUAAACAGAUAAUAAACAACUAACUAGGGUAAGAAAGGUGUCUUGAUUUGUAAGCAGCAAGGGCAGAUCUGAUUGUUUUUUUUCUUUGUACCACAAAAACAUACCAUAAAUGUUUCUGAUGUUCACGGUUUUCUGAGUUUCACAGUAAACGAACUUUGUGGACAAGGCCUUGAAGAGUCAUAUAUUGUCAUUCUGGGUAGAUUCGCUUGCCUCUGUUUGUAUGCUGUCAGUUAAGAAGUUCUUUAACGCAGAACGAACUACAUUUGGUAACGAUUUUGUUUUAUAGUUUGCCGAUCAAAGGUUGACUUGGCCUUCGUUAUCGAUGGCUCUGGAAGCAUCGAGUAUUACGGCAAAGGAAACUUCAGACGAUGUCUACGAUUUGUCGAAAUGGUUGUCAGGCAAUUCAACAGCGGCCAGACCAGAGUUGGACUUAUCGUGUACUCGUCACGUCCUCGGCUUUACUCCGACUUCCGAUAUCGUUCAAAGAGCUCUGUUGUGUCCAUAAUUAGACGAAUAAGGUACCCCAGGGGAGGUACCAGGACCGGCUACGCCCUGAAUUAUUGCUACAGUCGGCUGUUUAGAAAAGCCCGAAGAGGAGUUCGUAAGGUAUACUUUAGGUGUAUAUUGUAAUACUUCUUAAAUAAUUUUGUUGAAACUUUAGCGCCGCGAAUACUCCCCACCCAUAUCUUGACCGCAGCCUGGUUAGCGUAAUUGGUUAUGCGCAAGUCUGCCACGAAGAACCACCUCUCAAGGUCGUAAUAUAAUUGAUUAGAACGCGCUGCUUAUUCUUGUGGGACGUGAAAGAUCCCAUACUGUCGAAGGUUUUUUUUCAAGCUGCCACACACGUAAACUGCUUUAUCAAUAAAAUGAUGUUGCUCUGGUUUUAGACAUCAGUGAAUUAGAUAGUAAUCUAUGCCCAUUCCCAACAUGCACUAGAAUACUGUACUAGACGUGAUGCCCAUUUUUGGUCCCAAGACAAAAUAUUUUUUACAAAUAAUAAUGCAGCUAUUUAAGUUGAAAAACCGUGGACGACAAUUGUGCUCACUUGAAUGCUUAUUCUCUAACUGGGAGGACGAUUAGGCUAAGAAAAAAAGAAUGUGCUUUUCCUCAUUUCUCCGCUGAUACUUCUUCCUGCCCACCACUUCUUGUCCCAGGCCCUUGGCAAAGGAAAGCUGAAAUUACCUCUCGUGGCAACUUUUGCUUAAAAUGCGUCCUUUCCAUUAAGCGUUCUCUAUGUUUGGAAAACGUUUUUGGAACAUGCCAAUUAUUUUGAAAGUUCGAUAAACCCUUCUACUCUUAAAAACGUCAUGAAAUUUCCAAACUACAUUUAUUUGCAAAGUGGUGAAAAACAAAAGCAUCAUGUGAAAGUACCACUGAAGAAGUUUCACCUGAAUGGCAAUGGUCAUCACAGGGUUUCGUCCACAGAUUUGAUAGUUGGAACUACCAAGUAAAUGAAUUGUACCUUGUGAAAGUACUGUUCAAAAGGUUUCAUUUGAAUGGUCACACCAUAGGAUUUCAUCCACAGACUCAAAAGUUAGAACAACAUUCUUAAUAAAUAGUAGCGUGUGAAAGUACUGCUGAAGAAGUUUCAUUUGAAUGGUAACAACAUAGGAUUUCAACCAAACAAUCAGAAGUUACAACUACACACUAAAUGAAUAGUAUGUAAAACUACUGCUGAAGAGGUUUCAUUUAAAUGUUUACAUCGCAUGAUUUGAUGCACAGACUCAACAGUUAGGUACCCGACAAGAUUCCAUCAUUCACUCAAUGAGUGACAGGUUUAACUAAGAAUCUGAUCAUCAUGUUUUAGGUUGUUAUAACGAUGACUGAUGGCAAGUCACAGGACAGUGUGAUUGGGCCCGCUCAAAGACUCCGUAGAGCGGGAGUCAGAUGUUACGCCGUGGGAAUCGGAAGGCACUUCAACACCAAUCAGCUGCGACAAAUCGCUGGAAACAAUCGCCGAGUGGUAACUGCACCGUUUAAAAAUUUGGGAUCCAUCGUGAACACAAUUGGACGACGAGCUUGUAGAGGUGCAAAUGAAUUGUUUUACUUAGUAACUCAUUGAUCCAGUUACUAGCUUUCUCUGUAAAUGACCCUAAGUUACGUAGCGGCUAAAUUUAAGCUGGCCAAGCCUAUCAGAGGAUCUACACUCACACUUGCGGCGUGUUUGAUAGAUAUACUAUUAACGAAACUAGGAGAGAACUGGAGAGAACUGUUAGAAUCCCGAAGAGAAGGACCGAGUGCAUAAUUGACAAGUAAUUAACAACUGCGUCGCUUAGUGGAGGUGGAUGCCCGGGAUGUCGAGGGGCUUCCACUUUUGGCAAAGCCAGCGCCUAGACAGAGCACAUGGAGGUGAUGCAAGCAAGGCUGACCACGCUUGAGUUAAACCACUGACCACGCCCGCGCUCCUCGUUGUUAACUAAGUAAAUUUAACUUUAUUAUGACAGUAACUUACGCAAUCAGGAUAAGCGCCGACGUUGAUUAUUCUGAUUAGCUGUUUUAAUGUUUCGGUGCGUUAGAAUUCUUUAAUGGCGCAUGUUAAAGGUUCUGUUGCGUUUUGUCUUUAGGGAGACGACCUAAGCGAGGACGAAAACCAGGUAUAUAUUUUAACUGUUUUUCAUUUGUUAUACAUUAAGAUCUAGUCCUUCGUCAAUGCUAAGACCGCUUUUCUUCAACUGUGAUCACUGCUACUACUGCCCUGACAAGUCAAUUCACCCUCCAUGCCAAUUCGCUUACUUCUUUGAUAAACUCGCCCACUUGUUUGAAACACGGUCGUAUUGAAAUAUACCUGACGUUCGGUUAGUAUGUCACUAACAGUUGUGGACGAGUUGAUGCAUAAAUGCGCUGACUGGCUACCGGAGAAGCAGUCGGCUGUCCCGCCAGCUACGUACAUAAGCAACAUAAUAAAAAGAUGCUAACAAAGUGUUUAUCUUCGUCUUAGUGUGUCGUUCAAUGGUUGAUUUGGCUUUCGUUAUUGAUGGUUCUGGAAGCAUUGAGCACUAUGGCAGAGGAAACUUCAAGCGAUGUCUGCGGUUUGUCCAAAGGGUUGUAAAGCAGUUCAAAAUCAACAGUGGCCGGACUCGUGUCGGAGUCGUCCUGUAUUCUACAAGGCCUCGACUCAUGUUCAGAUUUAGCAAAUACUAUCGCCGUAAAAGGCAACUGCUGUCAGCGAUCAACCGCAUACCAUACCCCAGGGGAUUGACUAAGACAGGAUGGGCAAUGCGGUAUUCUUACAGCACGCUGUUCCGAUUUGCUCGAAGGGGGGCUCGUAAGGUAAAGACACUAAAUAAAAUAUUGGACCUUGGCAAAAAGCUUUCUUAAUUUCAGAAGGGAGGGGAGGGGAAGGAAGGGGAGAUGGAAGGGAGGGGAGGGGAGGAAGAAGGGAUGCGAAUGGGGAGGCGGGGCAAUAAACUAAGAUUUUGAAAUCAUUGAAUCAUUGAUGUAACGAAUACCUCGGUAAAGCAAAAGACAUUUCUUCGCCACAGUCAGAUACAAUAAAGUUUUUGUAACAAAACCCAGAUAUAACUUAUCCUUUUAUAAUGACCAUCACAUUUUCCUGUCCCUUGGCACUUUGUUACUUAUUAGGGCUCUCUCGCAACUGUCUCUGCCUCAUUAAAUUUUGGCUUAUGUUAUAGGUUGAGAUUGUGAUGACUGACGGCAAGUCACAGGAUAAUGUUGUUUCUCCUGGGCGAAUGCUGCGACGAAAAGGAAUUAGCUGUUACGCUGUGGGAAUAGGCAAGCAUUACAAUACACACCAGCUGAGACAGAUCGCCGGGGACCGUCGACGAGUACUAACUGCGCCAUUCAGAAAUUUGAUCUCCAUCGUGAACACCAUUGGACGGCGAGCAUGCAGAGGUAAAGUGGGCAAUACUUAAGGUCUGAUGUAGAUAAUGAUAAAAAAGUUCUUCAAAGUUAUGUUUUUCGACUUGAACUAUUGAAGAGAAGGCGAAAUAACUUGAGGCUUGAUCUUAAACCUUGCGCAACGGUUUCUUGUAUCGUUUGGGUGGACAAGCGUUACUUAUGAUUGGUUAAUGGUUACCGUGAAUACCAUCAAGUAAUCAUACCUAACGCUUUUCCAUCCAAGAGAUGCCAGAAAACACAGCACCCAAAGCUUGUACCCAUCCUCUCUAGAGUUUCUGAAGAAGGGAAUAGUCGUUAAUGUGCAAUUAUCCGCAUUUUCUGAUGACUAACAUUUUCUUCCACCCGCAAUGUCCUGUAGGUGCGCGACCCAGGCCUCGACCGAGACCGAGACCAAGACCAAGACGACCAAGAAAGAAAGGUACGUAUUAAAUAUUUCUUUAAUUCCUUUCAAGCGUUAACUCUGAAAUUAAACGGAGAGUGGGGCAUAUGGAAGCCAAAAUCGAUCUAUUGAUCGUGACGACAUCACUUCUUAUCGACUGAAGAAUACUGAAAAUAAACUGGGUCUUCCGCUAUCCCGUACCAACUUUGGAAGAAAUGUUUCUCUUAAAGUGGAAAACCUAUCCAUUGAUCUACGAUCUGCAUAACGUAUCUGACGACCUUCAAUUGUUCAGUUGCAACAGGUUGUUUCUUUUUAGUAUGCAUUUAUCUUUUUUCACCUUGACUGUUUUGUUGACUAGCAUCAUUUUAGAGUCAUCUACUUUUUUUUAUUUUCUUUUUACAGGUAUAGUACAAACAACAUACAGAUCGAAACAUACAAACAUUACAAAAUUUACAACAACUACCUUAAUUACAAAAAAAAAAAAAAAAAGAAAAUAGAAUAAAUAAAUAAAAAGCUACACUGCACUACACUACAAGGCUUACAUAACUUAUUCGACUUGAACUUAAAAUACAGAGUAAUACAGGGAGUAUUAGAAAAACGAAGUUUGGAUAACAGCUACUGUUGUAUUAAUGGGAGUAACGGCUUCCAUUUUUUAUCAUGGAAAUGGAUUUUGUUGUUUCUUUUCGCGAUAAGACGUUCGGUUUGAAACGUUUUUUUAAAUUUAUCGACUAACAGUCUUACACAUAAACAGCCCUUAUUUAACUUACAGCGGUAAAUAAAAUAUUUGCUUUCAAGAAUGAUGUAAUUGACUAGAAUGCUUAUAUUAUCUGUAUCUAAGAUCCCAAAAAGGACAUUCAUGAUAUCAAACCUAAUAGUUAUAUUAAAAGAAUCAAGUACAGACUUUAAAUCAUUCCAAAACAUGCUUACUUUUGUACAAUGGAAAAAGAGAUGUUCUAUGGUCUCCAACUCCUUUUCACAAAAAUCGCACAAGGGAGAAUCUACUUUUUUGAACUUAAACAGCAUCUUGUUCGUGUAUAAGAUCCUGUUUAAUAUUUUAUAUUGGAAUUCUCUUAAUUUAGUAUCCAAUGUUGUUUUGAAGGGCAGUAGAUAUAUCUUUUCCCAGUCCAACUGAAAUGUGUGUGUGCUGAAAGUUUCGUUAUAUUUCUUUUGCGCUGUUGGUAUACUGGAUAUCUUAGAAACAAAACUGUCAUAUAAUGACUUUGAUUUAAGAUUUUGAAAUUGACUUUUUUCCUUCAAUACGUAACUUGAAAUCAGUUUGGAUUAGAUCAUGAGUUUUUGAAGAGAUAGAGUUUUUAUUUGUUUUUAAUAUUUUGCGUCAUUCUUCAGGAAAAGCAUUGAAGAGACUGAAAAGUAGAAAAUGUUCAACUGGUGAAAGAGUUGAAUACAAUGGUUCCUUGUUCGACUUGAAACCUCCCCACGUGUCGUAGAGGUCUCCAAUUUUUACAAUUCCAAGAUCAAUCAGCCUACUGUUAUAGACUGACUUUGAUUCAAUGCAAAUGAACUGGUUGUUCCAUAUGACCUGAUUUGCUAUUUCAGAGGAUGAGGAGGGGUUGUCUUCAUUUAAAAGGGUCCACGCCACAAUGCAUUCUUUGUAAAAUUCUGGAAGAGUUACAGGGUUUCCACCCGAACAAUCUAGGUCUGGGUCCAUAGUUACGUUCCAAUCCCCUCCUAAUAUAAUUUUGUACUCAAAAUCAUUGUAUCCCUCAUCAUAGAUAAGCUCAGACAAUGUUUGGAAGAACAAUGAUUGCUUAGUGGUGGUAUUGGGAGCGUAAAUAUUUAUCAGAAGGAAUGGAACAUCUUGAAUAGUUGUCUCUAAAAUGAGGUACCUCCCAUCCUCAUCCGAUCGAAUUGAUUUCAAUUUGAAGUCAAAGGAUUUGCGUAUAAGGAUGGCGACCCCACGACUAUGGUUAGAGCCAUGAGCAAAGUAAAUGUCCCCGGACCACUGCUUUUUCCAUUGAUUUUCAAUCUCUUCAGUGCUGUAAGUUUCCUGCAGAAAGCAGAUGUCUGAAUUUUGCUUGUAUAGCCAGUUGAAAAUGGACUUACGUUUUUCAAAAGAACGGAUACCCCGAACGUUCAGCGAAAGAGUUUUAAACUUUAAGUUGUUGAAAUCCAUUGAAAUUUGCAUACGUGUAGUGGAAAAAAGACAACAACAGUAGCUGUUAUUCCCAGAAGGGUCACUGUUACUCGAACAAUUAACGCAUUCCUGAUUUUGUCAAGUGCAAACUGAAUAAAUAUAGAAUAACAUACAUAACAAAACAAAAGAAACGAGAUGAAAAGCGUAGCCAGUGUAAAGAAUUAAACUGUUGAAGCUACGCCUGGACGAGAUCAAGUGUUAUACUUUUGUUUAAAUCGAACUUCAGAAGGGAACUAAGGAAUAUGCUAAUCGAUAGCUCCCAAUAGAAACGAAAAAAAUAAGAAGUGAACUACUUCCUGCGAAUUCUAAAAAUAAAUAACCUGGAACCUAUUUAUUUAUGAUUUUACCUCCACCGUCAAUAAAGAGUUUAUAGGGUUCCGUUCUACUGAAGGCUGCCCGUUUUCCAUCUUUUCUUGCUUGUACCAUCUUCGGAAUAAGCCUCUUCCUCAUAUCAAUCACCUGCUUAGGUAGAUCAGGGCCAAUACCGAAAUUCGACUGGCUAUCGAUGUUGCGUCGGCAAGAAAAGAGGUUUUCUCGAUCUUUAAAGCGAAGACAGCGUGCUAUGAUGGCCCUGGGUUUUCUUGUGUUUCGGUCCUUUUUACCGACGCGGUGGACUCUUUGGAACUCAAUAGAUUGGGCGUUUUCCACAUUUAACUCUUUCUCCAAGAAAGCUUUCAAAACGGGUUCAGUAUUCUCUUCCCCUUCGAUUUCUGGAAUGCCGUAGAAACGAAGAUUUUCGCGGCGGCUGUACACUUCAUAAUUUAAGAGUUGGAGACGCAAGUGAUCCAACUCCUGUCGUGACUUCUCUUCGUCAUCUCGGAGUUUUCUCUUGCUAGUUUCCACUUCAUCAUUCAGGAAUUUUACGCUUGUUUUAAGCGUAUUUGUUUCUUCGACUGUAUUUCGUACGUCUUCCUUUAAGCGGUGGAAUUCGCUUUGAAGGUUUGCGACCGUUUGAUUAAUUCGAUCCACAGAGUCCUGUAAAACAUUUAUUUGUGUGCCGAUAUUUUCCAGUUGACUUAACUUUGAUAAUAUUAGGUCCACUUUGGAGGCGAAAUCUUGUGCCAUAUUGAGGGCAGACAGAACUACGUCUUCACAAUCGUUCUUCGACUUUGGUGGCGAUACAAUGGCGGGUGGAGCGUUCGCUUGGUCUUCUUUCACACUCUCUUUCAACCGCUUCGUUUCGGGGGAAAUGGUCUCGCUGGUCGGUGAAUUACUCCCUCUCGUUUUCCGUUUAAACAGAGAUGAAAGUGGCGGUGAAAAUUCCAUAAAAAAUAUCAGAACGCAUGGAAGAGUGCAACAAAAGUUACGGAGCUAACAAUCACACGUCCUUACUCAGUCAUGCUCAGUCUCAGUCUCCCAGAGUCAUCUACUUAAUAAGCAAAUGAUUAAGUAGUAGAGUCAUCUACUUAAUCAUUUGCUUAUUUUUGAAGCAGUAGAGAGUUUGCUGGUAAGAAGUUCUUCAACGAAGAACGAACUACAUUUGGUAACGGUUUUGUUUUCUAUUUAGUUUGCAGAUCAAAGGUUGACUUGGCCUUCGUUAUCGAUGGCUCUGGAAGCAUCGAGUAUUACGGCAAAGGAAACUUCAGACGAUGUCUACGAUUUGUCGAAAUGGUUGUCAGGCAAUUCAACAGCGGCCAGACCAGAGUUGGACUUAUCGUGUACUCGUCACGUCCCCGUGUUUACUCCGACUUCCGAUAUCGUUCAAAGAGGUCUAUUUUGUCCAUAAUUAGACGAAUAAGGUACCCUAGGGGAGGUACCAGGACCGGUUACGCCCUGAAGUAUUGCUACAGUCGGCUGUUUAGAAAAGCCCGAAGAGGAGUUCGUAAGGUAUAAAUUGGAUGUAUUUUAAAACUUUUUUGGAAUCGUUAACGCCACAAAAGUUCCCCACUUUCCUUUCUCCAGUUUUUGACGUCAACAUAUCGGAGUAAUUGAGGUUUCUGGGUAACUGACCACCUACCAAUUCCCUAGGUCACAGUUUUGCCCUAAGAGAGAAGUACAAGUUAAUAUUGGCUUAGGGGAGGGGUAGCUGAGUAAAUACGCAUCGAAUCCACCGAUUAAAUACCGCAUUCCGGACAUGUUGCGCUAGAAAAUUGUAGUAAACAUGAUGGCGUUUUGGUCCUAAAACAUCAUCCUAACUGCAUCAUCAUCAUCUGAUCAUCGUAUUUUAGGUUGUCAUAACGAUGACUGAUGGCAAGUCUCAGGACAGUGUGAUUGGGCCCGCUCAAAGACUCCGUAGAGCGGGGGUCAGAUGUUACGCCGUGGGAAUCGGAAAGCACUUCAACACCAAUCAGCUGCGACAAAUCGCUGGAAACAAUCGCCGUGUGGUAACUGCACCGUUUAAAAAUUUGGGAUCCAUCGUGAACACAAUUGGACGACGAGCUUGUAGAGGUGCAAAUGACUCUUUUUAUUUAAUCCCUUUCACAUUGAUCCAGUGAUUCCUGGUGAAGCGCGGUUUAUAAAGUUCUUGGAAUUAGCGUCGCACGUGGAUCGCUAAGCGCAGUUUAAUCGCCGCUGCCUUUAUAUAUUUGUAUCGUAUUGGUGUCCGUAUAUGCCAAGCAACAAAACUGCGCUGAAUAAUGACCCAUGCUUGUACUGUAAAAAACUGUAAUUUACCAACAGGAACAAUAGUGCUCGUCUUUUUAACACCGUUUUUGUCAGCUUUGCUGGCCUUUUUGGGCCAGAUACUAGAAGGGAAACGUAUUGACUAGAGGCAAACGGGAAAAACUUAGAAACUUAGAGAGUACCAUCAGACUCCUAAGAAAUGAUCCGGGCUCAUGAACGACAGGUAAUCUUACAGUAACGUUUGCAACCACAAUAAGGGCCGACUCUGCUAGGUAAGAUCGACUGCCCUAAUGUCUUUUCGGUACAGGAAAAUUAUCUAAUUUCCCAUGUUAAAAGCUCUUUUUUUGUUUCAUCUUCAGGAGCACGACCUAGACGAGGAAAGAAGCCAGGUAUAUCUUUUUACUUUUUCAUAUGUUAUGCGUUAUUUAAGCUUUCUCGAUACUGAUGCUGCUAUUUCUGAUAUUACAAUUACUACUGACUACUGGCCGGACAAGCCAAUUUGUUUUUCACGUCAAUUUGCUUGCCAAAUGCGUCUUUGGCUAAUUUUUCUACUUGUUGGGUUCUUUGGAGGGCUCGUGGUGGAAUAUUCCUGACUUUGAUCAAUACAACACUAGCUAAAGAAGAGAGACAUUAGAUGAUCAAUGUGACAUUAGACAAAUUGACAUACUCGGGAAUGGUUUUGCUACCGAACAAGCGGUCGGUUGCUUUGCCAGUUGCGUCAGUAAUCAAAGUGAAAAAAUUUCGCUAACAAAAGGUUUGUGUUGGUCCUAGUUUGCCGAUCAAUGGUUGAUUUGGCUUUUGUUAUUGAUGGCUCUGGAAGUAUUGAGCACUAUGGCAAAGGAAACUUUAAGCGAUGUCUGAGAUUCGUCCAAAGGGUUGUAAGGCAAUUCAAAAUCAACAGUGGCCGGACUCGUGUAGGAGUCGUCCUUUAUUCUACAAGGCCUCGACUCAUGUUCAGGUUUAGCAAAUACAAUCGCCGUAAAAGGCAACUGCUGUCAGCAAUCAACCGCAUACCAUAUCCCAGAGGAUGGACUAAAACAGGAUGGGCAAUGCGGUAUUCUUACAGCACGCUGUUCCGAUAUGCUCGAAGGGGGGCUCGUAAGGUAAAUACUUUGUAUAAUCGAUAAAUAAGUGCCCUCAAGGCUUGUAGAUACUAUUUUCAAUAUGGCUGGUUUCGCGAUGGGUAAGAUAAAGCGAAUCCUGUGUUCUGUUUGGCUAUUCGAAAGGGCCAGAUUUUUCUAUCUUACGGUUACGUGCUCCGGAAUUACCGCUUUUGGUUUCGCAAGAAAAACAGCUUUAGCUUUGGCCAUACGAGAAAGUCUGUAUUGACGAAGCUUUUUGAAGCAAGAUGGAUGUUGGCCUCGCUCUUUUUGGCGUUUUUUAUUUGGACUCAGAUUCGUCUUUGUUCAUAGAAACGUAGAAAAUAAAAAAGGUAAAUAAAUAACUAGGUUAAUAUGUAGCCAUCUUGACCUUACGCUCUGUCUGAUAACGCAUGUAUAUGUAACCCCGAGCAGAAGCUUAAACAAGAUUACAAAUCAGCUCCGGUCGCGGGCAAAAUAGCCCAGUUUUUCAUUCAAUAGGACUGUUACAUAUACAGAUGUAAGACCAAAGAUAACAGCAUUGUUUAGGUUAGAAGUAAGAAACUGGUCUGGACAGUCUGAUUUUGCCAAAUGAACCCAAAUUGAUGUUCGGAUGGGUAAGGGACCAACAGUAGCAUUGUGUGGCUACCGCCCAUUUUGCUUUCGUCCAAUGUCCAGUUCUCCCAAGACACCUUUAGCCGUGCAGAUUGGUGUCGGAUUUUGACGAGUUUUUCAUCUAAUGGAAAUUAAAACGUUUCAGCUGAGGGAGACUGCUCUGUUCGAACGAGUCCAUUUUGCCGUUUUUAGAGGGGUAGCCUCCAUAUGAUAAGACUUGAAGUGGCGUUCGUAUACGGCUUCAAUCUUCAAUCUUAAAUCUGCAACGAACCUGGUACACCUGGGUUGUUUGACUUUAUAUGAUGCCGUCUCGGCAAAUAUGAGAACGGGCUCUGGACUUCAGAAGGAAGUAGAGCCUCUUUGUUCCAGCGCUGUUUUUCAACCAUUUGGCAAAAUGUCUGAGAAAUCCCAGAAAGUGCGUUUGUUCGCCAUUUUUGCUUAGUAAGGGGGAUGAAAUUGAGAAUUUAAAUUUUUUAUGUCUGCUAACUGGAAAUCCCGCUUCACGUUUAGGUUGAGAUCGUGAUGACUGACGGCAAGUCACAAGAUAAUGUUGUUUCUCCUGGGCGAAUGCUGCGACGAAAAGGAAUUAGCUGUUACGCUGUGGGAAUAGGCAAGCAUUACAAUACACACCAGCUGAGACAGAUCGCCGGGAACAGUCGACGAGUACUAACUGCGCCAUUCAGAAAUUUGAUCUCUAUCGUGAACACCAUUGGACGCCGAGCAUGUAGAGGUAAAGUGGGCAAUACAAGACAACUAGAAUAACAAAAUAACUAAGUAACUAAAGAAAUAAUUAACUAACUGACUAACUAACUGAAAGAAAAGCCAGUAAAUUAAUAACUGUGAUACUAGCUUUAAUUGGUAUGGCGCAUUGUAACUCUCCAUCCCUGAAGGAGGUGAGAAAGCAACAGGCCAAAUAGCCUCUUACAGCAUAAUAUCUAGGAACGAAAUUGAAGAAAGUGUUAAAAAGAGAAAUGUAAAAGAAAAAAAUUGACCAAAAAUUUUGGAUGAAUUGUACAUGGAGUACUUCUUGUGUCUUUAUAAUAUUGGUUAUCCAUUUCUCGUGAUUGAUAUCAUAUUAUACGGCAUCAUUCUGUAGGCGUGAGACCCGGUUAUAGGCCAAGACCACGAAGAAGGCGAGGUAUGUUUUAG